AUGAUUUCCGACGUGCAGCUGGCGAUUUUCGCCAACGUCUUAGGAGUCACCAUCUUCCUUCUGGUCAUCCUCUACCACUACAUAAACGCCAAUCACACAUUACAACGUUAAAAAAUGUCACCAGAAAUUAAAUAAAAAUUGUGUUUGCUUUUGUCUGAAGAAAUGUGUAAAUGAGUUGAUUGAUUGUCUAUUUUAAUGCAAUAUUUUCCAGUGAUGUUAAUAAAAUUUACAUAACAUUCUCAAUGAUGGUUUUAAACGCGCAAAUUGUUUAUUUCAUUGUACAAUUCUAUCCGAAAUUUUGAGCACACGAAUGACUGAUUUUUGUCAUUUUUCAUCGCGUCAUUUGGUGCAAACUGCCGAUAACAAUGCUGAAUAAAGGUAAAAUCCGUAAAAUC
Neocloeon triangulifer is the source of this 395-nucleotide messenger RNA. Its product is annotated as dolichyl-diphosphooligosaccharide--protein glycosyltransferase subunit 4. The transcript has a single exon. NCBI's taxonomy places the organism in Eukaryota, Metazoa, Arthropoda, Insecta, Ephemeroptera, Baetidae. Gene Ontology annotation, cellular component: oligosaccharyltransferase complex. The record is from RefSeq and is a predicted model, not a curated record. The coding region runs from base 1 to 111 and encodes 36 amino acids.